This is a messenger RNA of Sitodiplosis mosellana (orange wheat blossom midge), 4630 nucleotides long. RefSeq lists its product as uncharacterized. The record is from RefSeq and is a predicted model, not a curated record. Bases 1725 to 2975 code for a protein of 416 amino acids. Gene Ontology annotation, biological process: synapse organization. NCBI's taxonomy places the organism in Eukaryota, Metazoa, Arthropoda, Insecta, Diptera, Cecidomyiidae. The transcript is spliced from 7 exons. Gene Ontology annotation, cellular component: neuron projection membrane.
UAUAGUGCGGACGUAUCCCAGCGUCAGUGCAAUGAAUUGAAGUUGUCGCGCUUUGUUUUCGAGUUAUGUGAAAAAGAUUCAGUGAACUGGUAAAUUUACACAUCAGUACACACCUUCGAGUUAUUCUGACCUGUGCAAAAUCGCUUCAGGUUGACUUUUGAACAACAAACACAUAGGAAUGAACGAUCGAACGCACACAAAAAAGACAGAAAAAUAAAAAAAUUGAAUAAACAGAAUGAAUUUUGGUGUACCGAAAAGAUAAACCAUAAAGAUAUUUCUCUUGGCCGCUGGCAUAACACACUCACGCACACAGUUCCAAAUGCAAAACAAAAAGUAGCCAAUGUAUAUUCGGUGUGUGUUUGGAUAUCUGAAGUGAACUUUUGCGAGUGUAAGAGAAAUCAUCCACACAAAUGAUAUAAUUUUCGAUCUAAGAAGAAGCGAAUGAAUGGCAUUUUAGUAUCGAAACGGAGAAAUGAUUAUAUUACUUGGAUGUUGAAUAAAAAUGCGUUAUCCCUUUGGCCGUUCUCGAGUGUGGUAUCGGCUGGGUUGUAAAAUCCAUCAUGCAAAAAGAUAUCAAUAUCCGUCGUUAGAAGUGAAUGUGUUGUGCUAUUUUGGGCUUCGUGUAUGUGAGAAAGUCUCUUUCUCUCUUAUUCAAUUGAUGUUUACUUGACACAUAAAAACAUAAAAAAGCGACCAUCCGCUCGUCUAUUUUGUGACAUGAACGAGAAAAAAUUGCCAACAAUCGACAAAAAACUGCCAAACUAAAUAAAUAAAUUAUGAUAAAGACGCAUGAAUGUGCUACUAAAUGAUGAAAAAAAAGUGCGGCAUCGUUGAAUAUGAAAAGUUGUGCCGACAAACGAGACAAGAAUAGCAGAAACAAAUUUCCAAGUCGGUGAAGAAAAACGAAAAGAAAAGUGCUUUUCUUCAGCACUUGAACAAAAAUUCGGUAGAAGCGAAAAACCCACACAGACAAAAGUAGAACCUUCAAGAAAGUGAAAAACUAGUUUGAUUUGAAACGAUAUUCGAUUGAUAGAUCGACUCUAGUAUUAGUUGUGACAUCUUUUUUUACUUGACUUCGUCGCCGUUAGCUUUUCUUUUCGACGCCAAUUUUUGCACGAUGAUACGAAGACACAAGUUAAUCCGGUUCAUACAAUUUGCCAUCAUUUCUGUUUGGUGCCAUUAUUUCGAAGCGUUCACUUCUACAGACGUGAAUAAAAAAUAGUGCGAACGUCGAGCUAAAAAAAAGAAAGCUUUAAAUAUAUCAGAGAAACAUUGUUUUCAUACAGAACAAACAUUUUUUCCGUGGUUAAAACACAGUGAUUGAUAGUGGUUCAGGCCGAUUUCGAGUGUAUGUCAUUUAAUGAUGAAUGAAUAAAAAUAAAAUCGGGCCAAUUUCAAGCGAUAGAAACUAAAUUGUAUUGUGGACAAGUCGAAAUUUCACGGCACACAGAAUCAAUCGAUUUUAUUGGAAAUUUUUCACAAGGACCUCCGACAUCACACCGACAUUGAAUUCCAGAGAUAACUCAAUCAAACGCAUUCAUGUAGAAUGAUAAAGUGAAUCGAUUGAAUGCGAUUGUCAUAAAACUGAAAAGAGCCAAGUGAAAACAAAAAUACUGUAAAAAAGAUAUGUGUAAUGCGUUGUGUGGCGGUUAAUUCAAUUUUGGUUGGAUUAUAAAUAAUAGUAACAAAUUUAGCUAGAGACACGGAGCAAAGCAUUGACAAAUAUGACGACAUUAAGAAGUUUAUUGCUACUACCAUUUUUAUUGAUUAUUUAUAAUGGUGGAUUUAGGAAUGACAAAAUGUCCGCCGGUGCAAUGUUUAGUAGAGGAAUAAAUAGUAUAAGUGCAUCAAGAAUCAUGCGAAUGACAUCAAAAUUGUUUGAAACGUUUGCGCUAGCUUCGACAACGGUGUUGUUGUUGAGCAGCGUCACUGUGACAGCUGCCGCAUCGGUAACAAUCGGAUUUGCGGAGCAACCUCAACUUCAACCACAUGCAGCUGCAUUAAUUUCAUCACCAUCUGCUUCCGCUUCAGCGUCCGCGUUGUCCAUCACUAAACCCGAUUAUGGAAUUACGAAUGUAACCGCACAAAUUGGAACAAAUGCAUAUCUGCCGUGUAAAGUGAGACUAGUUUUCAACAAAUCGGUGUCAUGGGUGCGCGUCCGCGAUGAUCACAUUUUAACCGUUGAUCAAAUCACAUUUAUCGCCGAUGAACGCUUCCAUGCAUAUCAUGCCAUGGAAAAUGGUGCGACUCAAUCGUCGGCCACGUCAACAUUAUCAAAUCAACGACGGCAAUUAGCUGGUGCUGUACAAAAAACCAACAACGACCAUAACAACACUACAAAUUCAGCAAAUUCACCGUGGACAUUGCAAAUUAAAUACGUUCAAGCUAGAGAUGCUGGUCUUUAUGAAUGCCAAAUUUCAGCCGAACCAAAAAUUAGCGCCCGUGUUUAUUUGCACGUAGUGGUUCCAAAAACAGAACCGAUGGGUGAUACUGUGCGUUAUGUGAAAGAGGGUAGCCGAGUGACAUUGCAUUGUGUCAUUAGUGGCGCAAUUGAUCCACCGUUGUACGUGAUUUGGUACCAUGGACAACAACAAAUCUUUCCUGAUAAUGGAAGGCACUGGAAAACAGAAGUCUCCCAUCAAGAUAUGCAUUCGAACAAAUUGGGCAAAUCUGGCGAUGAAACUGAACCGCUUGCCUCAAGCCAACAAUCCAUGUUCGAUUCAAGAAAAACGGUUGGUACUUUGUAUAUUCCAACAAUCAAGAAGAAAGAUUCCGGUAAUUAUACAUGCAAUCCAUCAAAUAGUCCAAGCGUCACCAUUGUACUACAUGUUAUCAAUGGUGAAUAUUCGGCGUCGGCCAUCACAUCAUCAUCAUCAUCAUCAUCCGGCCCUGAAUAUCAACGAAAGUCAUUUAAUCGCUUUUUAAAUAUUGUAUGCUUUGGCAUUACGUUAAUUACACUGUUAAUCACCACAUGACAAUACAGCGAAAUUGAAUUAUCGUCCAGUAAGUGAACGAUGGAAAUUCUGCUGCCGUUGCGUACACGCUCGUCCGAUAACCUCUCCCGCUUAUUUCAAAUAACACUUCGGUUGUUCGCCGAAGAGAAAUAUGUUCACGACGGCAAAAACAACACUAACACAUAAAACUUCUACAUAGAUUUAUACCUGACAUUUAAAAAAACAUAUGUUAUUAUAUAUAAGGAUAUUAAGGGUGGUAAAGUCAGUACCAAACUGCAUCUUUCGCUAGCAAAUUGAUGGAUUGAUGACGCAAAUACAUUCACUCACUCACGAAUGACAAACAGUUUAUGUUUAAACCAUGAAAUAUGUAUGAACAUACAUUGGAACAGAUGGAUGAAGGCGUCCAAAAAUAGAGCUGAUGAGUCGAAGGUAAUAAAAUUUAACCGAAUGACUGAUGCAAAAGCAUCGAUUAAAAUAGCGUUAUUUCAACUGCGAACACGGGAAAAGUCGACGAAACGUUUCUUUUUUUUUUUAACUCGAAUCACUUCGUUUUUUUUUGUAAUUUUCAAUUUUUGUUUGAAAAAUGCUCAGGCAAACCCGUUGUCCAAACUAUAAUAAUUUGACGUCGUGCAUUCUGCUUAAUAUUUCCACCAUCAUUCUCACCGGUUUUUUUUAACGUUCACAAGCAAAAACCAGCGCACACGAGACCUGAAAAAUGUUUUUGCUGCCAAAACUUUUGCCCAACUUAAAUCUCCAUUCGAUGUAAUUUACUUCCUGAGCGAGCACAUGGUUUUUAUUGAAUUUCGAAAUCACUAGAUUCGCUUGGUGCUGGUGAGUUUCUUCUCUUCGGUCUUUUUUCUAUAGUCACAUGUUAUGCGUGAUCUUCCGCAUUUCUGUUUUACAAAAUUUUCUUCGGCGGUUUUGUGGCCAGAAAUACAAAAGAAGCGAUUUUUUUAUUUGACUUGUGGUUUUUAAUAGCUGCUGUAAAUCCCAAUCGUUCUCACGGGGGUGCUGUGCCGUGUUGGACCGUUCGCUUGAAUUCUCUGCGGAGUCAAUCUAUGUUUACACUGGUUCAAGAACAAAAUGUACGUCGCUCUUUUGCGACAAAUAAAAUCGACCACAGAAACCACAUCGCGCACAUUCAAAACAAUGACGAUGAUGGAAAGUUGAGAUUAUACCAGAGGAACCGAAAUUACUCAUACAACGAUAUCAUCUGUAACACAGUUAAUUUUUUUUCUUCGAUGUUGUGACUGCAACUUCUUUUCGUUCUCCGAUUUCAGUUCAUGACACAAAUCCAGAUAAAAGUUGUCAAGUGUUGUUUAUUCACCGUGGACCAAAACAAAAUUUAAAAAAAAAACGUGUUCACAACUUCGAGAGAUUCACUUCUCAAAAACUAGUAGAAAUAAGAGAGACAACAACAUUUGCUACAAUUGACCAGUUUUUCCCAGCACUUUGGAACGCAAUGGAUUUUCAGGAUGCGCACACAAUGAUGGAUUUGUUUACUUCACAACUUUAACAUUGCCGCUUACAAAUGAUAAACACUCUGUUUCACAAAAGUACAUUUGGAAUUCGAGUGUCAAGUUCACCGUUGCAAACAAACAAAAAAACAAUAUUUUCAAAUCAAGACCAAUGGAAACCAAUUCAAAAUUUGUUUGAAACAUUUCGGAUUAAUGUGA